UUCAGAUCUUGGUGUUCAAGAGGAAACGGCUAAUUUUAUAGGUUCUUUCAAAACCUUAACAUCCCCUUCACUAGUCACACCUCACAAGUUUGUGGCAUACGAAGUGUGCUACAAGGAGAGUAUCUCGAGAGUAUUAGAGCUCAAAAGAUUCUGGCGCAUCACAUCAACAAAUUGCUUAGGAUCGUGCAAUAAAUGUUCGCUUUGGAAAGUGAAGCCAUGACAUCACCAAAUGCUUCCCAGCCGGACUUGAUGAUUGCUUUCAUUUGUUUUUAUUCCUAUUCCGUUAAAGAGUUCAUUUGAGUCCAUCCUGAGCAUCAUCAACAUGUAUGGCAUCUAAUGUAGGCAGUCAAAAUUUUCGAGGAAGAUUGAAUGAACAUGCAAAGAAUGCAUCAGAGAUGAGUGAUAAAGAAAGGAGUGCAGUGAAGGCUGAGCUUGGGAAGCCUCCAGUGACCGAUGACAAGACUCGUUGUAUUGAUGGUUUUUGAGGAAGCUCAUUUGAAACCCUAACAUGUACAGCAGCGUACUUGGUCUUGCUUGGUCUCUACUUUCAUUCAAGUUACACUUCCAUAUGCCUCUGAUUGUCAGAGGGUCAAUACAAAUAGUUUCGGAUACAACACUCGGUGUGGCAAUGUUCAGUAAAGGUUUAUUCAUGGGAUUGCAGCCGAAAUUGAUACCUUGUGGAUAUUCAUUAGCGACAUUAGCCAUGGCCUUGAGGUUCAUAGUAGGACCUCUAGUGGCUGCAGCUACUUCAGCUGCGCUGGGCAUUCGUGGCAACCUUUUGUGUAUAUCAAUUUUACAGGCUGCCCUUCCGGCAUCGAUCGUUCCAUUUGUAUGUGCGAGCGAAUACAAAGGUUGUCCUCGGAAUACUGUUAUCAUUGCCGGUGGGAUUGCUCUAUUAUGCGGUUCUUGCAGCAAUCUAGUAUGAACGGUUAAAUGAAAUGAGCUCCAUGCAGAGCGUAGAAGAAGAUAAUUGAAGAUGAUGUCUUCAUAAUCAUAAAAAUGUACUUCUUUGAUGUUAACAGAGAUGUUCAGUUGGCUACUAGUGCUCAGACUGUGAACAGAGAUAAUCAUUGGGCUACUUUCAGUGUAGUUAGUCUGCUUUAUAGGGUGAAGAUGUACAUCUUUCGUUUAUUGGGUGAAGGGCGUACCUCGUAUGCCAUAACAUUUCUUGUUUCA
Molecule: messenger RNA, 1176 nt
Organism: Eucalyptus grandis
Lineage: Eukaryota; Viridiplantae; Streptophyta; Magnoliopsida; Myrtales; Myrtaceae
Product: auxin efflux carrier component 2-like
Exons: 5
Coding region: 509-925 (138 amino acids)
Biological process (GO): auxin polar transport; auxin export across the plasma membrane
Cellular component (GO): endoplasmic reticulum; plasma membrane
Molecular function (GO): auxin efflux transmembrane transporter activity
Source: RefSeq, a predicted model, not a curated record